AUGGUGAGGGGGAAAGUGGAGCUGAGGAAGAUCGAGAACGCGGCGAGCAGGCAGGUGACCUUCUCCAAGCGGAGGAAUGGGCUGUUGAAGAAAGCCCACGAGCUGUCCGUACUGUGCGACGCCGAGGUUGCGGUCAUCGUCUUCUCCCAGCGAGGAAGGCUCGCCGAGUUCUCGAACCACGAAAUGCCGAAGACGAUAGCUCGGUACCAAAAGUAUGCAGCAGUUGAAGUCGACAAGACAGAUACAGAUUACUACUGCAUUCAGAAAGCUCAUGGGAGAGCAGUUGGGGUCGUGUUCCCUGGAAGAGAUCCGAGGGUUGACCGAGCAGCUGGAAAGAGGCUUGUCAAACAUCCGACUCAGAAAAGAAAAGGAGCUGCUACAACAGAAGGCAACAUUAUGUGGAAAGAUUACGAGGCGGCGACGGCGGGAAGCAGCGUGGGACUGAGCAAUGAAAGUUCGACGGUGGAGACGACGUUGUCCAUCGGAUUGCCGACGGCAACAUAUUGUGCUUUGAAGUAG
This is a messenger RNA of Linum tenue, 519 nucleotides long. The record is from the annotation of a GenBank genome assembly. Lineage: Eukaryota; Viridiplantae; Streptophyta; Magnoliopsida; Malpighiales; Linaceae.